This is a messenger RNA of Lactuca virosa, 1115 nucleotides long. Lineage: Eukaryota; Viridiplantae; Streptophyta; Magnoliopsida; Asterales; Asteraceae. The record is from the annotation of a GenBank genome assembly.
AUGGAGACUUUGGAUAUUUGGAAUUGUGAUUCAAUUACAUCCGUCUCCUUCCCAACAGGAGGAGGGCAGAAGCUCAAGUCACUUACCAUCACCGAUUGCAAGAAACUACUUGAAAAGGAGUUGGGAGGAAGAGAGAAGUCAAGAAUGCUUAUAAACUCAAAAAUGCAGAUGCUUGAAUCAGUAGAUAUACGUAAUUGGCCAAAUCUGAAAUCCAUCAGUGAAUUGAGUUGCUUCAUUCACCUGAACAGUUUAUAUAUAUCAGAGUGUCCAAGUAUGGAUUCAUUUCCUGACCAUGAGUUGCCGAAUCUCACUUCUUUAAAACAUCUCAGGAUAGAAAAGUGUACAAGAAUGGAUGCAUCUUUUCCUCGUGGGCUUUGGCCUCCGAAACUAUGUUUCCUUAAUAUAGGAGGGUUGAAGAAGCCCAUCUCAGAGUGGGGCCUACAGAAUUUCCCAACCUCACUUGACAACCUAUUAUUACAUGGCGGGCCAUAUGAUGAUGUGAAAAAGUUUGAUCAGUUGUCACAUCUUUUUCCUUCAUCUCUUACUAUUCUUGGCAUAGAUGGAUUUGAGAAACUAGAAUCGGUUUCAACGGGACUCCAACACCUCACCUCCCUCCAACAUCUCUUCAUUGAGAACUGCCCAAAGACAAUAGAUUUACCAGAGAAAUUACGAGUAAGGAGUAAUUACAAGAUUAACACGAAGCCAAGCAAUAAAAGAUUAAAGUUUACAAGGUGACUCGGUCUCUUCACGACCUUGAUGUUGCAAAUUUGUUUUGCUUUUACAAAACUCUUUAAAGACUAGAUUGAACCCAAAGGGGGGUUGUGGUGAUCCUAUGAAGCUUUGUCAAGAAUUAUUAACACCACAAUGGUUUCAUCAGUAGUUUGCUGGAAAGACUGUUUGAGAGUUCGAUUAAAAACAUAACAAAAACAGAGAACUCCAUCUGCUGUUCCAAAAAGUUGAAAACAUAGUUCAUGUCAUUUUGACUUCCAUUGAGUGUUGUAAAUGAAAGAUACUAAGGUUAGGGACUAGCCUACUAUUUUCUUUGUAUGUGGCAUUUUUAUGCACCGAUUCUGUUCAGCUAUGUUAGAAUUAUCUUUUUUGGUAGCUUCUAGGUC